This is a messenger RNA of Eimeria tenella, 429 nucleotides long. RefSeq names its product Rab 11b, putative. Gene Ontology annotation, molecular function: GTP binding; GTPase activity. Bases 1 to 429 code for a protein of 142 amino acids. NCBI's taxonomy places the organism in Eukaryota, Apicomplexa, Conoidasida, Eucoccidiorida, Eimeriidae. The transcript has 2 exons. The record is from RefSeq and is a predicted model, not a curated record. Gene Ontology annotation, cellular component: endosome.
AUGGCCCAGUCGCAGGCAGCCGAUGUGUACGACCAUCUCUACAAGAUAAUUCUGGUUGGAGAUGCUACUGUGGGAAAGACCCAUUUACUCUCCAGAUACACCCGAGGCACUCUUCCCCAAAAUCCUAAGGCCACGAUAGGCGUCGAGUUCGUCACUAGAACGGUACCUCUUGCUGUAGGAGGCACAGUCAAGGCACAGAUUUGGGACACAGCUGGCCAGGAGCGUUACCGCAGCAUAACUUCAGCGCACUACCGGCGGGCUGUGGGCGCGUUGCUGGUCUACGACGUGACCCGGAAGAGGACGUUCCUAAGCGCUAGCAAGUGGCUUGAGGAGCUGCGCCAAAAUGCCGAGCCUGAUAUCGUGGUGAUGAUGGUGGGCAAUAAGGUCGAUCUCUGCGAAAAGGAUCCCUCCUUGAGAGAGGUAGACUGA